This is a messenger RNA of Callithrix jacchus (white-tufted-ear marmoset), 5061 nucleotides long. RefSeq names its product DNA polymerase alpha 2, accessory subunit (gene POLA2). NCBI's taxonomy places the organism in Eukaryota, Metazoa, Chordata, Mammalia, Primates, Cebidae. The record is from RefSeq and is a predicted model, not a curated record. Gene Ontology annotation, cellular component: alpha DNA polymerase:primase complex. Gene Ontology annotation, biological process: DNA replication; DNA replication initiation. Gene Ontology annotation, molecular function: DNA binding.
ACACCUGGCUAAUUUUUUAUUUUCUUUUUUUUUAGUAGAGACAGGGUUUCACCAUGUUGGUCAGGCUGGUCUUGAACUCCCGACCUUAGGUAAUCCGCUCACGUUGGCAUCCCAAAGUGCUGGGAUUACAGGUGUGAGCCACCACGCCCAGCCUGAUUACCCAUUUUUUUUUUGAGAUGGAGUUUUCACUCUUGUUGCCCAGGCUGGAGUCUAAUGGCACGAUCUCAACUCACUGCAACCGCCAUCUCCUGGGUUCAAGUGAUUCUCCUGCCUUAGCCUCCCAAGUAGCUGGGAUUACAGGUGCCUGCCACCAUGUUCAGCUAAUUUUUGUAUUUUUAGUAGAGACAGGGUGUCACCAUAUUGGCCAGGCUGAUCUUGAACUCCUGGCCUCGUGAUCUGCCAGCCUUGGCCUCCCAAAGUGCUGGGAUUACAGGCAUGAGCCACCACGCCCAGCCUUAACUCUUUUCUUACUAACAAAAUGUGUAUAUUGAUGGGGUAGCAAUGAGUUCCCUCAAUAAUACAAUAUAACUUAUAAACCUACAUUUCCCAGCGUCCUUUAAAGAUAUGGCUAUGUGGCUAAAGUCUAGGGAAGGACUUCUAGAAAGACUCCUCUUCAAAAAGGGAUAGACAAUGGUUUGCCAAUGUCCUCCACUAGAGGACAGUGGAGCAGAAAGAUGGAGGCCUGAUGAACUUGAAGUCACCAUUUUAGCCCUGGUUACCUAUCUCUGAAAUUAUUUCAUCCGACAGAGCAAUACACUUGUUUUGUCCCAGCUACAAUUGUUUUAGCUAUGUCACAGAUCUAAAACCCACUUGAUUUACUCCUGCUAUCAAAAUAUUAUAUUGACACAGAAAAGACAACAAAUCAGUGGAAUAAAACAGAAAAUCCAGAAACAAAUUCAACUGUUUCUGGGGACCUGAGAUAUGAAAGAUUACGGUUCGAGUCAGUUGGAGAAGAAUGUUUUAUUUCCUAAAUAUAACUGCUGACAUGCUGGCUGUUUGUCAGGAAUAAAACACAGCUAAAUCCUUCCUCACAUCACAAAUAAGGUUAGUUCUAGGUGGAUUAGGGAUCUAAAGGCAAAAUGUCAAGUAAUUAAAUAAACAAAAAUUGGAAGAAUAUUUGCAUUAGCUUAUCAAGCAAAGCAAGAAACCUAAAACCCAUUAAGAGAAAGAAUUGUACAAUGUUGUGUGGUAGAUAAAAACCAUAAAGUUAAAAGAGGCUGGGAAAAAUACGUAUGUAACACAUUUGCUACCCAGCAGUUAUUGUCGAUGGUGGGAAACUGCAAACAUUUUCUGUAAAAAAUCAGAUAGUAAAUAUUUGAGGCGUAAGUGUGUGAACCCUGAAAGAGCCAAUCUUUCAUGAUGGAUCCUCUGUGCAAAUACGAAUCCCUUGAGGUGGGUUCCUAAAAUUGGUUUUUGUUUUUUGAGACAGGAUAUUGCUCUGCCGCCCAGGCUGGAGUGCAGAGAGGUGAUUUUGACUUACUGAAGCCUCGACCUCCCGAACUCAAGCGAUCCUCCUGCCUCAGCCCCGGACUAGCUGGGUCACAGGCAUCUGCCACCGCAGCAGGCUAAUUUUUUGUAGAGAAGGGGUUUCACCAUGUUGCCCAGGCUGAUUUUGAACUCCUAGGCUCAAGUGAUCCGCCCGCCUCGGCCUCCCAAAGUGCUGAGAUUACAGGCGUGAGCCAACGCGCCCGGUCUGGGAUGGGUAUUUUUAAGGCUCCUGAUACAUAUUGCUAAACUGUUUUCUAGAAACGCUCUACCAGUCUACCAUCCCACCAGCAGAGUAUGACGCCUACGGUUGAGAGUUUUGGCUCAAAGAAUUAUGAUCUAUUUCACCCUCUUCUCAUCUUAAACCCUCUUUUAGUGACCUACAUUUACUCCCAAGCCCCCCUGGGGAAUUCCCAGUCACCCACUGGGAAUCUCUACCUGGAAAUCCCAGAGGCACUCAAACAUAACCUGUCCAAAACUAAAUUGUUUCUGUCACCUUCCCACCUCAUAUCCCCGCCCCCCCCAAAUGCUCCAGAUUCAGAAAAAAUACCCAGCACUGUGGCUGGCACCACGGUGAUAAUCACGAUAAUAACCAUGGCAACCAGAUUCCCUACUGAAGCCAUUCUUUUCAGUAGGAUGAACCACGGGAUGACAAGGGGAACGGAGAAGGAGGUACAGUAAGUUUGAGACAGUCGACGGCAGGCGCACUACAGCGCCAGCGCACAACCGAACAAAGAAAAAGAGUGACGAACCUAAGCCACUGAGCCUCACCGAGUAGCCAAUGCCCAGAAAACAGGUAUCUGCCAUUAGCACACAGACUCAAUUUCCUUACAUGUAACCCCGGGGCUUCGCCGGUCACACCCCUCCUCCUCACCCAGCGAGAGACAACUGCGCAGCUGCCGGCGGGCUGGCCGCUAGGCGCGUGCGUAAGGUCGUCCACACGCCGGCUAGUGCGCACGCGCCCUGGGUCGCGCGUGCGUGCAUGGGGUCCGGGGAUGAGCCCCAGAAAGCAAGGGAAAGGGGUGGGGCUGGAGCAGGGUCUCGCGCAUGCGUGCGCUCCACGAACCAUUUGGCGGGUUUUUCCUGGCCACUCUUGUUCUGUUACCGUCACUGAGAAGCUCGGGGGUAGCUUUUAGGAAGCGGGACGUUCUCCCCAGGAAAGCGUCCUCUUGAGAUUUCUACUCCCUCCAUUCAGGGCGUUUGGGGGCCACCCCUUCAUUAUUUAAAAAAAAGUAUUUCUCUGCGACUAAAGGCUGGGGCCUUCUGACAGUGUGAGGUCUUGCCUGGGCUAGCUGAUCACCUGUCACGGUCCGCGGAGGGUGGAAGGAUAAGAAGCCGAGCCGCUCGUCUCUCGCCACGCCCGCGGGUUUCUUGGGCGCAGGUCGGAGCUGGGUGGGCCCUCUUCCCGGCCCCCGGCUUGGGCGACCAUGUCCGUGUCGCCCAAGCAGCUGGCGGAGGAGCUGCAGAUCUUCGGCCUAGACUGCGAGGAGGCUCUGAUUGAGAAAUUGGUAGAGCUUUGUGUCCAGUAUGGACAGAAUGAGGAGGGAAUGGUAAGCGAACUUAUAGCCUUCUGCACCAGCACACGUAAAGAUGGCCUUACCUCAGAGGUCCUGAACUCUUUUGAGCAUGAGUUUCUGAGCAAAAGAUUGUCCAAAGCCCGGCACAGUGCCUGCAAGGACACUGGCCAUGCGGGAGUUAGAGACAUUGUUUCCAUUCAAGAGCUAAUUGAAGUGGAAGAAGAAGAGGAAAUCCUCUUGAACUCGUAUACCACACCCUCAAAGGGUUCUCAGAAGCGAGCUAUCUCCACCCCAGAAACCCCCCUAACAAAAAGGAGUGUGUCAACUCGUAGCCCCCAUCAGCUCCUCUCACCAUCAAGUUUCUCUCCAAGUGCUACUCCCUCCCAGAAAUAUAACUCAAGAAGUAACCGAGGAGAAGUGGUUACCUCCUUUGGCUCAGCACAGGGAGUGUCUUGGUCUGGGAGAGGAGGAGCUGGAAACAUCAACCUGAAGGUCUUGGGGUGUCCAGAGGCACUAACUGGGAGCUACAAAUCCAUGUUUCAGAAGCUCCCAGACAUUCGAGAAGUUCUGACCUAUAAGAUAGAAGAACUUGGCAGCGAACUCAAGGAACAUUACAAGAUUGAGGUUUUCACUCCUUUGCUAGCCCCAGCACAGGAGCCUGUCACCCUGCUGGGCCAGAUUGGCUGUGAUAGCAACGGGAAGCUGAACAAUAAGUCAGUGAUUCUUGAGGGAGACCGGGAACAUUCCUCGGGUGCUCAAAUUCCAGUGGAUUUAUCUGAACUUAAGGAAUAUUCUCUGUUUCCCGGACAGGUUGUAAUUAUGGAAGGAAUCAACACCACUGGUAGGAAACUUGUUGCCACCAAACUGUACGAGGGUGUGCCACUUCCAUUUUAUCAGCCCACCGAAGAGGAUGGAGACUUUGAGCAAACCAUGGUGCUGGUUGCCUGUGGGCCAUACACCACAUCUGACAGCAUCACAUAUGACCCCCUCCUCGACCUGAUUGCCGUCAUCAACCACGACCGGCCAGAUGUCUGCAUCCUGUUUGGCCCUUUCCUGGAUGCUAAGCAUGAGCAAGUGGAGAACUGUCUACUGACAAGUCCAUUUGAAGAUGUUUUCAAGCAGUGUCUACGAACAAUUAUUGAAGGCACAAGAAGCUCCGGCUCCCACCUUGUCUUUGUCCCAUCAUUGAGAGAUGUGCACCACGAGCCUGUGUACCCCCAGCCACCUUUCAGCUACUCCGAUCUGUCUCGAGAGGACAAAAAGCAAGUACACUUUGUGUCGGAGCCCUGCAGCCUCUCCAUAAACGGAGUGAUCUUCGGCUUGACGUCCACGGAUCUGCUGUUCCACCUGGGGGCCGAGGAGAUCAGUAGUUCUUCUGGAACUUCAGACAGAUUCAGCCGAAUAUUCAAGCACAUCCUGACCCAGAGGAGCUACUACCCGCUCUAUCCACCCCAAGAAGACAUGGCCAUUGACUACGAGACAUUCUAUGUCUACGCACAGCUGCCUGUCACCCCAGAUAUCUUCAUCAUCCCGUCAGAGCUGAGGUACUUUGUGAAGGACGUCCUCGGCUGUGUCUGUGUGAACCCCGGGCGCCUCACCAAAGGGCAGGUGGGAGGCACCUUCGCCCGACUCUACAUCAGGAGGCUGGUGGCAGACGGGACAAAGAGGCAGAGUCCGUGUGUUGCUGCGCAGGUCAUCAGGAUCUGAGGCUUCUGUCUUCUGCUGUUCUCUGCUGUGUGGGCCCUUACAGUCUUAGCCAAGAGCCAAGACAUAGCCCUGUGACAAGGUGAACAGUUGGGUGGUAAAAGAGAGAGGAGCCAGCCAGGGAGGGGCAGCUGCGGGGACCAGGCCCAGCAAGAAGGGCUCACGCAGCCCGGCCUUCCUGUGAGUUGAGCCUCUCCUGGAAGGAAGCUCUUACUUCUCGGUGCAUGUUCCAUGUCUAGAAGUAAGCCAGCCGCGGAUACCACCCGCUCAGAAAAGGUGAGAAGGCCUUGGGAUUUUCUACAUGAAUCAACACAGAAACAACUUUUGGAGAAAUAAAAAUAAAUUCUGAGUGUGA